UUCCUUCAAGUGGCCAAGCCUGGGUCUGAGGAGUGUUUUCUGGGAGACCUGUGCUGAGGACAGAUCUCAGGGGACUGAGGACACUGGCUGACCUCUCUUGUCAGCCUGAGAGAUCCAAAUCAAGGUGACUCAAUUCUACAAGCAUCCGUUGGACAUCAACUGUGGGUUAUCCGUUGGCAUUAUUCUAGGGAUUACAGAUAGAAAAAUAAGACAGGUCCUCUGUACCUGAGAACCAUUCUCGUGGACAUACAUAGCUUUUACCAUAAUGAGAACCAAGAUGUUUUCCACCCAUCACCCCCCCCCAAAAAAAGCCUUUUAUUAAACAGCUGGAAACAAGUAGCUUAAAAGUUAAAUGGUAGAUUGGUUAAUAAUUUCUGAAAUCUCUUUCAGCUAAUGAUCAAUUAAUUAUGAAGUUUCUGACAUUAACCAGAAUUUUAUGUCUUGCCUGGGGGAAGGAGUGAAUGUACACAAGACAGGGCCCCAGGAGCCCAAAGACUGUGAGCCAGGGAGCAGGACGUGGAAAGAGACCAAAAAGAGAGAAGCCCUUAAGAAGGGUCCAAGACCAAGAAAUCUGAUUGGGAUCACUCUUGUUUACCUUCCUAUUGUCAGCACAAAUGGAAGAUAUGCUCGUGGCAUUGAAGCAGUUGCUUCCUUUUUGAAGAUCUGAAAAUUUCUGAGCCUAGUAUUUUUACUUUUAUUAUAACAAGGCAUUGUUUCCAGUAUCCUUCUUACUGACUUUUUAACCAACAACCCAAUGUAUUCACAUUUCAACAGCAGGGGUCACAAUACCUCCAGCCUUCCCUAAGGCCUCACCACAGAAGCUGAGAGGUUCAAUUGAAAGAAUUGGGCUCCAUCAUGAAUAUUGUGACAGCUAUUCUGCUACAGCGUGCGUAGGAAUACUGCCUUUUCUCCUGACGUCAAACUGCAUUUUCUUAUGAGACCCUCAGGACAACUGUGUAAGGGAUUGUUUCCAUGACCACCCUAACUGUGCUGGCCUAUGAACGUUAUAUUCGUGUGGUCCAUGCCAGAGUGAUCAAUUUUUCCUGGGCCUGGAGGGCCAUUACCUACAUCUGGCUGUACUCGCUGGCAUGGUCAGGAGCCCCUCUCCUGGGCUGGAACAGGUACAUCCUGGAUGUCCAUGGACUGGGCUGCGCUGUGGACUGGAAAUCCAAGGACGCCAACGAUGCCUCCUUUGUCCCUUUUUUAUUUCUUGGCCGACUGGUGGUGCCUGUGGGCGUCAUAGCCCAUUGCUACAGCCAUAUUCUGUAUUCCAUUCGAAUGCUUCGUGGUGUUGAAGAUCUUCAGACAAUUCAAGUGAUCAAGAUUUUAAGAUAUGAAAAGAAAGUGGCCAAAAUGUGCUUUUUUAUGAUAUUCAUCUUCCUGAUCUUUUGGAUGCCUUAUAUUGUGACCUGUUUCUUGGUGGUGAAUGGCUAUGGACACCUGGUCACUCCCACAGUGUCUGUUGUUUCCUAUCUCUUUGCUAAAUUGAGCACUGUAUAUAACCCGCUUAUUUAUAUCUUCAUGAUCAGAAAGUUUCGAAGGUCCCUUUGGCAGCUGCUCUGUUUCCGACUGCAGAGGGGCCAGAGGCCCGCUCCAGACCUCUCAGCAGCAGGGAGCGAGAUGCAGAUCAGGCCCAUCGUGAUGUCCCAGAAGGACAGUGACAGGCCAAAGAAAAAAGUCACUUUUAACUCUUCUUCCAUCAUCUUUAUCAUCACCAGUGAUGAAUCGCUAUCAGUCGACGACAGUGACAAAACCAACGUCUCCAAGGCUGAUGUGAUCCAAGUACGGCCUUUAUAAGAACAAACACGAAUGGAGAGGCGACAUGGGGACUUCAGUUGAACACCACUCUGAGACUCCCAUCACAAGGACUGUUUUGGAGUCCCCACCGUUUGGAACAUCAACCACACUUUUGUGGCCCAAAAGGAAAUUCGAGUCGUUCGUAUAUAUGGUCUCUAGCCUCUGGGGCAACUGAGCGAGACCAGUUCUUUUAGUCAACAGGCACUUUACAUAGUGAGGCCCGUGGGCGCACGACUGGCAUCUGGCCCCAUCAACUUCUAACAUGUUGGAAACUUUCAUUUUAAAUAUAGCUUUAAACGACGGCAUUUUACAAGGCACAUAAUACGUUCUUCUCGAAAACCACGUUGCUGUAAAAAUAACUUUGGCUCCCACCCUGGUGCGAAAUCGCUAGAAGAUCUUGGAUUUUCUGUAGCGUGGGUUUCUAGUCGGUGUCACGUCAAGUGUUUGACCAACCAAGUUUUAUCAGAGACCCUUCCAGGAAGAAGGGGAAACCAAACCCCGAAUUUUAUAGGAAACAAAAGACUUUCUACGUGAUAAAGAGGAGCUUCUGAUAAACGUG
Molecule: messenger RNA, 2356 nt
Organism: Miniopterus natalensis
Lineage: Eukaryota; Metazoa; Chordata; Mammalia; Chiroptera; Miniopteridae
Source: RefSeq, a predicted model, not a curated record